AUGUCCUUCUAUUUAAGACGACAAAAUUUUAAGACUAAUGCAAUUUUUUUCGCUGUUGAAGAAGUCAAAGCGCCUACAUUCCCAGAUUCCAUAACCAGUGGUGACGUCAAGUUAAUAAAAAAAGAAGGUGAUGCAGUAGCUAUAGAUGAAGUGGUGCUAGAAAUAGAAACAGAUAAAACAGCUUUGCCAGUCAUGUCUCCAGGCAAUGGCAAAAUUGUAAAAUUAUUAGUUAAAGAUGGCCAAUCGGUCAAAUCGCAGCAAGCUCUUUUUCAGGUGGAUGUGACCGGUGAAGCACCAGCUCCCGCAGCGAAGCCUGCUGCUGCCCCCGCACCUGCAGCACCACCUCCGCCCGCCCCCGCCCUCACCCCCGCACCUGCAACCCCUGCACCUACAGUAAAAGGAGCAGCCGCCGCUAAGCCUACAGUUGUACAAGCUGCAGUAAAGAAAACUGCCCCAACUGGCCCCACAUUAGCUGCACAAAAAAUCGGCGAUCCAACAAAAACAAUAUCAGGCAGUCGAUCAGAACUGGCUGUGCCCAUGAAUAGGAUGCGCAAGCGCAUUGCUGAAAGACUAAAAGAAGCUCAAAAUACCACGGCUAUGCUGACAACAUUCAACGAAUGUGAUAUGAGCAAGCUGAUGGCUUUCCGUAAAGCGAACUUAGAAACAUUCACGAAGAAAUAUGGCGUAAAACUAUCUUUUAUGUCACCAUUUUUAAAAGCUUCGGCCAACGCUCUCAUGGAUCAGCCGAUCGUCAAUGGCGUUAUUAUAGGAGAAAAUAUUAUUUACAGAGACUACGUAGAUAUUUCGGUAGCAGUGGCCACUCCCAAAGGCUUGGUGACUCCGGUUGUACGCAACGUCCACUACAUGGAUUUCCCACAGAUCGAGUUAACCAUAGCGGCACUUGCAGAUAAAGCGAGGAAAGGCAGGCUAACGCCCGGCGACAUGCAAGGCGGUACAUUCACGAUCAGCAACGGUGGGGUGUUCGGCUCGCUGCUCUCGAUGCCGAUCAUCAACAUGCCGCAGUCCGCGAUACUGGGCAUGCACGCCAUUGUGCAACGACCCGUCGCCGUACAGGGAAAGGUCGAGAUAAGGCCAAUGAUGUACUUGGCACUGUCCUACGACCACCGACUUAUCGAUGGUCGCGAAGCAGUCAUGUUUUUACGGAAAGUGAAAUCCGGGGUUGAAGACCCUACGUCUAUUCUCGCUGGGAUC
Messenger RNA from Brenthis ino (lesser marbled fritillary), 1212 nucleotides. NCBI's taxonomy places the organism in Eukaryota, Metazoa, Arthropoda, Insecta, Lepidoptera, Nymphalidae. The record is from the annotation of a GenBank genome assembly.